AUGAGCCUCGCGUCGUUUCUCCUUCCUGUCCUCCUUCCGCUGCCGCUUCUCUUCUCUCCUAGAAGUCAGGCGCAAGUAACAUCAGGAGGGGAAAUGGAGAGCAUGCUCUUCUGUACUGUUUGUAACACCGUUGUCGGGAGCUUGAACGAUGACCUGAAGUACUUGAUAGAUGCGAACAAGUACUGGAGACAAGCUGACCUCGAUCAACGGCUGGCUCUCGCAUGCGGCCAUCCCCAGAUUUCAAAGGGUGAAAUGAAGGCCGUCUGCGGUCGAUUCGUGAUGGAGCACUUUCGCAAGCUUAAACACGAACUGUACAGACGGUAUACGCCAGGAUACGAAGAACACGAGGAACUCAUUGCUGUCCGGGACUUUUGCGAAUCGCUCAAAGCUUGUCGCCCUCAGCAACUCACCCUCUACGAACACUACACUCGAGCAGCAAAGAAAAUGGUUGGGGAAUACGAAGACAAGCAGAGCCCGUAUCUCGCGUACCAGCACAAGAAAAUGAAAGAGAGACUGUUGAUGUAA
Molecule: messenger RNA, 525 nt
Organism: Toxoplasma gondii ME49
Lineage: Eukaryota; Apicomplexa; Conoidasida; Eucoccidiorida; Sarcocystidae
Exons: 4
Coding region: 1-525 (174 amino acids)
Source: RefSeq, a predicted model, not a curated record